AUGGAUUUAAAAUCAAAACUUUUAUGGUUAAUAAUACCAAUCUAUAUGCUGCUCGUUGUCGAUGAACUACUCUAUACAGAAGCAUUUUUAAAAUCAGUAAGAAUCGAUGAAAUUCCCUUUGCUUUAUCUGUGAAAAUUCGCAAUAAAACUCGCGAAAGUUCAUUAAGACAUCCCGUGCCGGAUGAAUCGAAAAAUAUUUAUGCCAUGAAACGUUUGGAUCAACAUAAAAGUUUUCUAAAAAUCUUCAAUAUUCCAUAUAUAAUUUGCUUUUUUGCGGCCAAAGGUAAAUGGCCGUUCAUACCGCCGUUUAUGCAAAAUCGUGUUGAUGCUGCCGCUCGAACACUGUUCAGUCAAAAUGAUAGUUUUAUUAAAACGUUUUGUCAGAAAUGGAUACAGAUUAAGGAAUGCUUUCGCCCGCUAUUUUGUAAGUAGUACAUUGUUAAUUGUGAUGUGGAAACAGUUUCCAAUCAACGCUGUAAAUGCGCAAAUCUUGUGGCUAAUGAUGCUCCAGUUCCUGUGGUUUAUUUUGAUCGUGAUCAUAUAGGAAAUAUUAGUUUGGAAACAAUUUCCAAUACCAUUGAGUUUUUGCAAAAUUUUCUGCCACCACCCACCAGAAAAGGCAAACGAAAAAAUCGUGUGCGUUCCCGUGUCGAUGAUAUGGAUAUUGAAUGA
Calliphora vicina (urban bluebottle blowfly) is the source of this 672-nucleotide messenger RNA. RefSeq lists its product as uncharacterized. The transcript has 3 exons. The record is from RefSeq and is a predicted model, not a curated record. Lineage: Eukaryota; Metazoa; Arthropoda; Insecta; Diptera; Calliphoridae.